Drosophila yakuba is the source of this 3864-nucleotide messenger RNA. RefSeq names its product nucleoporin Ndc1. NCBI's taxonomy places the organism in Eukaryota, Metazoa, Arthropoda, Insecta, Diptera, Drosophilidae. The coding region runs from base 440 to 2215 and encodes 591 amino acids. The record is from RefSeq and is a predicted model, not a curated record. The transcript has a single exon.
UAUAUUUAUGGUAAAAGAUAACAUUUUACCAUAUUAUUAGAAUAUUCUCUUCCAAGAGGUAAUAUUUUGUUGCUACAGAUUUAUUUUAUGUUUUUAAUCAGUUGGGAUACAGUUUACUCUUUCCUUCUGUUGUUACUAGAUCGAAGCUAUAGUCACACUACCCCUUGUAAGCGUAGUCAGAAAGAAAAAGUUUAAAUUGGCAUAAAAACUUUUGAACUUUUGCGAAAAAGGAACCAAGCAGGGGUCCACAAUGGGCGUAAGUUGGGUCAACGGGAGCCCAUUAAAUAGAUUGAUGACCAGGUCAACCGACUUGGGAACUAUGUCAAUUGAGACAGUAAACUGACGGAAAGAAGGUUACAAGUUGCAGCUCAGCAGGCGAGGAGCAUAGAAUCAACUAGUCACCAAAUCAAAUCAAACGAUUUUAUACGCAAAAAUAUCGAUGGGGUUGUUGCCCCCAUAUUAUCUGUGGCUUCCACGUAAGAUCAAGAAGAUACUGCUAUAUCGAUUUCUAUUUGCCACAUUGCUCUGCUCAUGGCUGGAUUAUCAGAUGCUGACGAUUUUCGUAUCAGUCAAUUUGUUUGAGUUGAGACGUCCAUUGGAUUCCCUAACUGAAAUCCUGGGAUGGACUCUGUUUUCGGUGUAUUCCUCGGUACUAUUGAUUCUCAUACGAUUGAGCACGAUGGGGUUUGGCUUGGUAUUAUGCCACAUACAUUAUGUCACUCCCCGAUGCUUCAGAUACAAUCUAUUGAGGAUAUCUUAUGAGUUCCCUAUAAGGUUUUGGCUAAUUUCAUCGAUACUUUCUACAACCAUUGCUAGCAGCUGGCUUUAUGCAUCCUUUGUGGACUUGAACAAUGGGAAUUACUUGCUGGGAGGGUCCUGGUAUUACCUCAUGACGUUUGGCUGCUUUUGUGGGAUUUCCUAUUAUCAUAAGAGCCAUGAGAGAUCUCUGCGAAGAUUCCCAUUGCCCAUCGUGCAUUUGAAUAUGAUGGAGUGUCUGCUUCAAAUCUGGUGUCACCACUUUAAGAGUUCUGCUAAAGCGGCUUUCGUUCCAACUAUAUUAUUUGCUCUGAUCUAUUGGCCAACCAUGGGUUUACUAGAUACUACUGAAUUAGGCGGAGUAAGCACUGGAUGUUUUGUUAUUAUAACGCAACCCCAAAGACUUUUCCAAGCUUGGUUGCUAGCCACCUUGAUCCUGGCCAAAUUGCAUAUAGUUCGGGAACUUUAUGGCCUGAUAAUGCAGCGCCCACUAUCACUGAUUUGCGAUUUAAGAGACCUGCACGAGUAUAUAGAUAUCAGUCUAUUCAAUCUGAUAUGGGAGCGCUUUCAAUAUUUUAUCUGCAUCAUGCGAAUGAAACCGAUGCCCAUUAAUGCGCAGCGCUAUAACCUUUCAUUACCAAUAGCCAUGGCACUGGACACUGCGGAAAUCUAUGGCUUUCAAUUGUUGGCAGCCCGUGAUUUUUAUGCCGCCAUGUCGGGCAGCUUGUGCAAUAAACUAUUUGAAAAACAAUUUGGCCAAAGAAAUCGAUAUUGGAAUGAGGUACGCGACGUUAUAAUGGGAAUGCUAGAUCGAUUUCUGGCCAGGAUGGAGUCCUGUUUGGAGCCAGCUCCGCGCAUUAAGGUCAGCCAUUUGCUGAAGAACAAGAACCCCAAGAAGCCAGGAAUUCGUUCGUUGGUGAAACCAACUCCUCCGCCACGACGUCUUUGUGCUACAUGUCGAUGUUUUCCAAGUUGUCAGCCACCGCAGAAAACUUGGUGUUUCUGUAACCUGAGGAUAUACCUCUAUGAUAGGAUCCAGAGCUGCCGGAAUGCUUUAUGGGAUAUAUUGCCAGUUGUUCCGCAGUACUAUAGCUUUCUGUACGAACUAGAUCCUCUGGCCAAUCUCAAUCAUGAGCUGCGGUGUGGAGAACCUCUAGUUUGGAUCCUUCAAGGACUUGUCACCAUGUGCGUAAGAUACUUGAAGGAAGACAAAUUCUACUACAUUCAGAACGAUCUGGAACGCAUUGUGGUGUAUUUAUUGAAGGUGGAGGAAAAGCUGAUCGCGGCUAAGGAAAUGCAGGUGCGGGGAAAACUAUGCUCCAGCCAUGAUCAUUUUAUGAUGGCCAUAAACCGCUGUAUAUACAAAAUUCUGUUUACCUUUGGCCCGCAUUUGGACCUCAUUAUCGAUGACUAUAAGUUAAGAGAUACGUUUAGAAGGAGAAUGGAGUUGCUACCCUGAGUUUGUUUACUUUUUGCAUUUUUAAAUUGGUUUCUUUUGCUUAUUUUAUUGAAUAAAGUUGAAAUGCUCAAAAAUAUUGUUCUGACAAUAACGGGGAAAAUCCACUUUAAAUUCUCUCCACUCAGGCAAUCAUCUCUACAUUAAUUCUUUUUUGUCGCACUUGCCACGCACUUUCCACUUUUCCUCGCCCUCUCCGCUCCUCUUUCCACUCUUCUCUCUGCUCUUUUCCUAUUCAAUUCUUAUCAAUAAAACGCUGCUGCUGUGUGCAUUGUUUGCUGGCUAAGUGGCCAAACACGCACACAUACACGCACAGCUGGCAGGGAAAGGAACAAAGGAGGAGCUAAAAGAGAGCGAUGAACAAUUGAGUUUUCUACUUGUGCCGCUUCUUCCGUCUCCACUUCUGUUGCUUUGACUACUUUUUAUUCGUUUGGAUUCUCCUUAUUGCACCUCCCACGCUGUGUUAUCCCCAUACUCCCCCACCCCUCUCCGCUUUUCGAAUGCCUUUUCCCUUUGUGGUCGUCCGUAUCAUGUAAAACGCUUUGUGUGCAAAAUGGGAAAUUCGAAGAACAACAACAGCAAGUGAACUGCGAGCAAAAUAGAGAAAUGAAAAGAUCUCAACAAGUUUGCCGUUAGGCGAGCUAAGCAGAUUAACUGUUUGAGAGCAUUUUGCGAUUGCCAUUUUGCAAUGAUUUAGCAGGGGUCAAAGACGAGGGGGCACUAAAGCGGCGAGGGAAAGGGACGGGGGCUCAAGAGCGGGCAGAGGCCAAAAAGCAUAAUUGCCCAGUUGCACUCAAAUGGAUCUCCAUUGAAAACCCCCACUCACCAAUUAAGGGUUAAAGAGCAACAGACUCCAGAAGAAGCGACCAUAAAUCUGUACAGUGAUGAACGGCUAAGAUAAAGGUCACAAUCAGAUAUCAUUUGCGGACUCAAAUGUUUUUGGAAAAAAUGUUAGUACGUUAAAACAUACAUAAUUUUAAGUGUUUAAAUGAGCUCCCAUCCUGAGAAUCAAAUCGAGUUCUGACAAAGAAACGCAUUCAGGAAUGAAAUGUCUCUGAUCUUAAAAUACACCUUCUGUUACACUUAUGCAGAAAUUUAGUUUCCUGUUUUUUGGUUACAUUUAGGCGAUAGUCACUGUACUGAAAAAAUUUAAGGGACAGACAAACUAUUUGCGGUCUUUAUCAGCGGCUGGCCACAAAAAGUAAAAGGAGAAAAAAAAGGAGAGAAAACUAAGGGAAAAAGAAAGGAAGUAGCAGAGACAGAAAACAGACGGCAGCAAUGUUAAUUGAAGGGGUUUUUAUUUUUGGAGUGAGGGCGAAACUUUACUGCAACAGAUAAGCUACAAAUAUAAGAAAAAAAAAUAAAAACAAAUUUUGUGGCUUAAACUUCAAAGCACAUGGAGCGAUCCAGAGUAGGAGGGAAAAGGAGGGGUUAAUAAACAAGCCACCAAAAGGUAAAUAAAUAAGCACAAAAUGCCGAAAAUAGCGCACAAGGGAUAAACCAGAUAGAGAGAGCGAGAGGGAGAGAGAGAAGGAGCAGCUGCUGCGCCGACGCCUGCUGCUCUUCAGCUUCUUCUUUUCCGUCUCCCUUCCCCUCCCCCAUUCAAUCAUCAUCCCAUGACUCUCCACAAAUUGGAGGCAAUUACAAUAGCA